AUGCCCGAGAAGCAUGAAGCAGACGAACCCAAAAUCGAAGAGGCCAUAAAGGUGGAUGUCAAGUCUCUGCAGCAGAUUAGUUCCUCGGGUAGAGCAGCACGACGCAAGAGAGAAGAGAAUCAUGCUGAGAAGGCCUUCAGUGCAUUAGAUGCAGCGUUUGAAAAACACCUCAAAGAGGGAAACGAAGGUGCACAGCAAAGCAGGCCUGGACACUGA
This is a messenger RNA of Penicillium daleae, 216 nucleotides long. RefSeq lists its product as uncharacterized. NCBI's taxonomy places the organism in Eukaryota, Fungi, Ascomycota, Eurotiomycetes, Eurotiales, Aspergillaceae. Bases 1 to 216 code for a protein of 71 amino acids. The transcript has a single exon. The record is from RefSeq and is a predicted model, not a curated record.